UUGGUCCCUCACAAAGCCACUAGAUGUCCCCACACUACAGAUGUCCAGCUGCCUGCUGCGUGCAGCGUGUCAGCAGAACCUCCUCCCACAUGAACUUCAUGAUAACUCCACUGGCAGUGUGGAAGCAGCCAUGGAGCAGCAGGCCCUGAUACUGAGGAACCUCCUGGUCCAGCUGGAGAGACAGGACGCCGUGGACAACCAGGAACCUAAUGGCAUCGCUGGGGAGUUUGCGAGGUUAAAGAGCCAGUCGAAUAAGUACCGCACCGAAAAGACCUACCCCUCCAAGACGGCAGAGAAACCAGAGAACAACAAGAAGAACCGAUACAAAGACAUCGUUCCCUUUGAUCACACCAGAGUGAAGCUCACUCUCACCACAGCAAAAAAUGACAGCGAUUACGUCAACGCCAGUUUCAUCACGGGGGUGUCAGGGUCCAGGGCCUACAUUGCUACCCAGGGUCCUCUGCCUCACACUGUACUGGACUUCCUGAGGAUGCUUUGGGAGUACAACAUCAAGGUCGUGACAAUGGCCUGUCGAGAAUUCGAGAUGGGAAAGAAAAAGUGCGAGCGCUACUGGCCAGAAAAUCAAGAGCAGCCAUUUUCUUGUGAGCCUUUCACAGUUCACUGUGAUUCUGAGGAAAACAAAGGAGAUUAUCUGACAAGGACGUUACGGGUGACAUAUGGUGAUUGUACCCGAACUUUGAAACAGCUGCACUACUUCAACUGGCCGGAUCACGGUGUACCAGACUCCAUUCCUCCCAUUCUGGACAUGUUGGACGAGAUGCGUUCCUAUCAACCCCAUGACAAUGUUCCCCUUUGCAUCCACUGCAGUGCCGGCUGCGGUAGAACAGGAGUCCUUUGUGUCAUUGAUUAUACCUGGAACCUCCUGAAGAAACGGAUGAUCUCUCCAGAUUUCAAUAUCUAUGACUUGGUUCAAAACAUGAGAACCCAGAGGCCCUCUGUGGUUCAAACCAAGGAACAAUAUGAGCUGGUGUACAGAACCAUCAAGGUGCUGUUUGAAAGAUACAUGCAGUCCGUGGACACAGAGACAUGCAGCAAUGAGGUGCCGACGGUCCCAUCCGCCAUCACGCCCAAUAUUGAAGCCAAGCUCUGCGACUUGAGUGAGGUGUUGGAUCUGCGGCCACAAUUCCAGCACCUUCUGGAAGAGGAGAGGGAGGUUUUGUACCACACUCCCUUGCCUUCCGCUUCAGAAAAUCACAUUGGCUCGAGAUCUAAAGACUUGCUGCGGGACCAGGAACAAUGGCACCUACUCCGAACACUUCCUGGGGCUCUGACCGCUGCCCAGGCCCCGCAGGAGGGGCCAAAGACCCGGGCGGGAAAGCAGAGGAUGGAGGAAAGCGAGGACGCGCCGCCUGCGAGCCCUCCACAUUUACCGGCUGUGGCUGCGGCCAUUUGUCUGAUGGUGGAGGACCCUUACUUCGACACGCCGAUGAGCUUCCCUUCAUCAGAGGAAGCGGCCAUUGACUUGCAUGAAGACGCCUUGCGAUGGACAGUAAGCUCCAUCGCCAGCACGCCCUCACUGUGUCUUAAUGAACAGACUCUGGAGCUUAACUCUCCGGCCUCAGCAGGUACUGUUGAAAGUGAUAUAAAUGGGGAGGUACCACCUCCCCUACCUCAACGAACCCCUGAAUCCUAUGUAAUGGCUGUGGAUGCAGAGCAUUCAGAUCCCUUUGACAAGUUAACAGUCGUCAUUCCACCCAAUUAUGCUGCUGAGGCUGUUAGGGAGUUGGGAAGCAACCCCCCCUCACCUGUCCCCCCACUUCCUGAGAGAACCCCCGAAUCAUUUGAGUUGCCCGUUGACCAAGCCCCCGUGAAGCCCAGGUCAGACGUCAGCCCGGCAGCGAUGCUCAACAGAAUAGGAAGGUCUUCAGAAUGGUCUGGUGACUCGAUGCCAGCCGCCACCUCACCUCAGAGCGAGACGAAACCAUGGGUGAGGAGUAAGAGUCUUAAACCAAAAAUGACCUUCACAGUUGCGGCAAGACAUCAUGAUCUCGCAUUAAGUACAACUGCCACAGACAUCCACCCUUCCUCUCCACCUCCGGAUCCACCGAUUCCUCUGCGGCUUCCCCCAACGGAGGAGAGCCUGACUCCUCCUCUUCCUGACAGAACCCCCGAGUCCUUCAUCCUCACCACAGAGGAGCUUCAGGAGAAAACAGCGCCCAGCCUGCCGCCCUUGGAUGCAACGCGGCCUUUCCCGAGGGUGGGCCUUUCCUCCGAGUGGGAUGGCACCGCUCAGCCCGACAAGUUCCACCACGUUGUUAUGAGCAGAAGCAAGAGCGUUCGACCCAACUCUUUCAGACAUGAGCCCCUCACUGCGUUUCGGCAGCCCGCUCCACCCCCUGUGGUUGUGGCCGGAGCAGGAAGUGCACAAGAGGGGCAGCAUGAUCUGAACCACAUUGCCUCCGUGAACACCGACACAUCAGGAAACAACUGUGACAAAAGCAGCGAGAAGGGCAUGUCUCGGACGAGGAGUUUGAAGUUUUUUAGAAACAAACCAAAACCCAAAGCUGAUCCUCCAUUGCCUCCCAAUCAACCUGGAUCACAACCGCCAUCGCACGGCCUCUCGUCUACGUUGUUCAAGUUUGGUUUUGGGAACCGUUUCGGAAAGCCAAAAGGCCCGAGGAGUUAUCCAGAGACCUGGGAUUGACAUUCAGUCAUCUCUAGAAAUAUCAAAACUGGAACCUGUUCUCGUAACGCUGAUCAACAUGAAGCUGAAGAAAGAUUGCCGUUGUGUCGCACAGCACAGCAGCACCCUCAGCAGCCGAGAACAGGAAGCAUCUGGUCUCCAGCUGUGAUGCACUUUGUGCAGCACCUAAACGAGGGAGAUGUCCUUUUGUAUCGAGGAGCAAACGUGGACGGCAACUCGGACCGGUGACCUGGAUGUUGACUCACAAACUGUGGAAAAAAUAAAAAGGGGAGAAAGGGGGAGGGGGGGGGGGGGUCUGCAGUUGACACUUCUUCUUGUAAUGCUUAACGCUGUUAAACUAAAAUAUGUUUUGAUGGGUGUGCAUUGGUUCUUCUGUCGUGCAAUGCGCAAACUGUUAAAUCGCAUCUGGUUCGUUCUCACGUUUUCUAUUAUAGAGACAACAAACUAGAUAUCUAGCAGUGUUCCCCGCGUGUCAAUCUGUUUUAUUUUUCUGAAAUCAUUUUCGCAUCAGUCUGUAGUUUUUAAAACCAUUUUAAAGCAGUGGUGAUACGU
Molecule: messenger RNA, 3217 nt
Organism: Pungitius pungitius (ninespine stickleback)
Lineage: Eukaryota; Metazoa; Chordata; Actinopteri; Perciformes; Gasterosteidae
Gene: ptpn22
Product: protein tyrosine phosphatase non-receptor type 22
Exons: 27
Coding region: 41-2665 (874 amino acids)
Biological process (GO): peptidyl-tyrosine dephosphorylation
Cellular component (GO): cytoplasm; nucleus
Molecular function (GO): non-membrane spanning protein tyrosine phosphatase activity
Source: RefSeq, a predicted model, not a curated record